Helianthus annuus (common sunflower) is the source of this 4716-nucleotide messenger RNA. RefSeq lists its product as uncharacterized. The transcript has 8 exons. The record is from RefSeq and is a predicted model, not a curated record. Gene Ontology annotation, biological process: telomere maintenance; DNA repair. Bases 1 to 4716 code for a protein of 1571 amino acids. Lineage: Eukaryota; Viridiplantae; Streptophyta; Magnoliopsida; Asterales; Asteraceae. Gene Ontology annotation, molecular function: DNA helicase activity.
AUGCCUAAACGACCAAAAAUUGUCUCCGUAUACAAUGACGUUGAUAAAGAAAACACUCAGCAUGUUGUCCUCCCAAUUGUUACUCGAGACGAGGCAUCUCAUAGAAGAAAAUUAAGAAAAUUAAUCUUGGAUAAUAAGAAAUCAAAUGUGGGAACUACAUCGUCGUCCCUCAAUAUUGAUUCCACUAAUAUUAAUUCCACUUCCACUCCGUGUGUUACAUCUGAUAACAUAGUCAACAAAAUUGGUUUUCACAAUUUUGAAUCCACUCCUGAGGUGACUAAUAAUGUUAAUUCAAGUCUUUCAAGUAUUGUAACAAGUAACAAUAUUUGUAGUACCAGCAAUCGUACAACGACAAAAAACGAUAUUGGGAAUAAUAUUUCAACUGGCAUCACAUCAACCACCUGCACAUCAUCAUUCAACCGUAAUUUGCAAAGGCUAUCAUCUGGCAAACGUAAGUUGGUAUCCAAAGCACGUAUUUCGUCUCCUAUACCAAUGAUCGACUUGACCACAGAUGAAACCGUAGUACGAGAUCCUUAUAAAGGUGUUUCUACAGAUUAUUUAGAUCACGGUGAUCAAGUUAUUACUUGUGAAGUUUGUUAUGCAAAGUUAUGGGACGCAGAGAAAGGAAGCGGAAGAAAAGAGGGUGGCAAAAUAUGUCAUAUGUUAUGUUGUGGUUAUGCCAAAGUUGUGUUACCGGAUUACAAAACCGCGACACCUUAUUAUAAAAGUCUAUUCAUGUCAAAUGACAAUGAAAGCAAGCACUUUUUGAAGAACAUUCGACGAUACAAUUCUAUGUUCGCGUUUACCUCAAUGGGUGGUAAGGUUGACCAUACCGUGAAUACUGGUAAUGCUCCUUUUUGCUACAGAAUUAGUGGUGAAAAUUACCAUUCUAUUGGUAGUCUUGUGCCACCAAACGGAGUGAAGCCUAAAUUUUGUCAGUUAUACAUAUACGAUACUGAAAAUGAGUUGGCAAAUAGGCAAUCAGUUUUUAGGACUUCAGACAAUGCUUCCUCAUCAUCCACUUCAGAUGAAACCGAUAAUAAGCUGAUACAACAAAUCAAAGCAAUGUUUGAUGCCGAAAAUGUGCUUGUGAAAAUUUAUAGGAUGGUUAGAGAUUGCUUCCAACAAAAUCCUUAUACCACUUUAAAGCUUCGCCUUAUUGGCAAAAGAGAACAAGAUGGUCGGACUUAUAACUUACCUACUUCCUCAGAGGUUGCUGCUCUUAUUGUUGGAGAUAUCGAUAACGCACUUGAGAAAAGAGAUAUCGUUGUCGAGACACAAACAGGUUCAUUAAAAAGAAUAAGUGAAUUGCAUCCAUCCUAUCUUGCACUUCAGUAUCCUAUUUUGUUCCCAUAUGGAGACGACGGUUACAGAAUUGACAUACCACAUAGGGGUGUCAUUGAUGUUACUAACAAGAAACGUCCGAAUUGUACAAUGAGAGAGUUUUUUGCGUAUCGUGUACAAGAUCGUAGUAACCAGUUUUCAUUGAUUCUAAAUUCUCGACGCUUAUUCCAACAGUUUUUGGUUGAUGCUUAUACGAUGAUUGAGAGCGAACGACUUAACUUUAUAAGAUUUCAGCAACAAGAUCUCAGGUCUGAUACAUAUGAGAAUAUCCGGAAACUAAGAUAUAAUGGCCAACAAGAUUUGUCUAAGGUUGGAAAACGUAUUUUCCUUCCAUCUUCCUUUACAGGCGGGUCACGAUAUAUGAUGAAAAACUAUCUUGACGCAAUGGCAAUUUGUAAAUGGUAUGGUUAUCCAGACUUUUUUAUAACCAUUACCUGCAAUCCCAAAUGGCCGGAGGUUCAAAGGUUUCUUAAGGACACAAAUCUUAAUCCGGAGGAUAGGCCUGAUAUUUUAUCUCGAAUUUUUAAAAUAAAGCUGGAUGCCAUUUGUAAAGAUUUGAAAGACCGUGAUUUGUUUGGAAAAGCUUCUGCUGUUGUUUACACUAUUGAGUUUCAGAAGCGAGGAUUGCCUCAUGCACAUAUGUGCUUAUUCAUGGAGAAUGAUUACAAACUUCCAACUGUAGACCAUGUUGAUCAGUUUAUUUCUGCAGAAAUCCCUGAUUUAAACCAAGACCCGGAACUAUAUACGCUUGUGAAAGACCAUAUGAUUCAUGGUCCAUGUGGUAAUGCUAGAAUGAGCUCUCCAUGUAUGGUUGAUAGAAAAUGUUCAAAAGGUUUUCCCAAGAAAUUUCAAGAUCACUCAACCUUGGAUUCUAACGGAUUUCCCUUAUACAGAAGAAGAGAUGACGGUUCCUUCGUUUUAAAAAAUAAAAUUCAGUUAGACAAUAGAAGUGUUGUACCUUAUAACAAAAAGCUUUUGAAAAGAUAUCAGGCGCAUAUAAACGUUGAAUGGUGCAACCAAGCGGCGUCAAUAAAGUAUUUGUUCAAGUAUAUUAAUAAAGGUCCUGAUAGAGCAACAGUUGCUGUGGUUCCGAGCAACAAUGAAAACGAACAAGCAGAAAAUGAUGAAAUUAAAGAGUAUUAUGACUGUAGGUAUAUAUCUGCGUGUGAAGCGUCUUGGAGGAUUUUUUCUAAUGAAGUUAAUUAUAGGAGUCCUUCUGUUAUGCGUCUUCCUUUCCAUCUUCCUGGACAACAAACAGUUUGUUUCGGUCCUGAUGAAGAUAUUAAUCAAGUGCUAAACAAACCAUCUGUGAACUCAUCAAUGUUUUUAGCUUGGAUGCAACGUAAUCAAGAUCCUAACGACCAUGUUGCACGUACACUAACAUACGUACAGUUUCCGCGUUUUUAUGUUUGGAAGCUUGACAAGCGUAUAUGGGUUCCGAGAAUAAAAGGAAAAACAAUUGGAAGAAUUCAUUCCGUUUCUCCUUCUACCGGUGAAGCGUACUAUUUAAGAAUUCUUCUUAACAAAGUUAAAGGACCAACAUCGUUUGAUGAUAUUAAAACAGUUAAUGGUCGAGUGUACGAUACUUUUAGAGAUGCUUGCUAUGCGCUUGGUUUGUUGGAUGACGACUCUGAGUAUAUUGAGGCCAUCAAAGAAGCAAAUAUAUCAGGUAGUGCAGGUUAUAUUCGCAAUUUAUUCGCCACCAUGUUACUGUCAAGCACAUUAUCUAGACCUGAAGUUGUCUGGGAAAGCACAUGGAAGUAUAUGACAGAUGAUUUUCUGUACAGAUUCUCAAAGUAUCAUCGUGUUUCAGGUUUAUCAAUUCCUGAUGAGCAACUAAAGAACUACGUUUUAUGCGAAAUAGAGAAGUUUUUAACUCGGAAUAAUUCAUCGCUUCGGAGAUUUUUAUCAAUGCCUUACCCGGAUACUUCAUCUUUAGAUAACUUUCGCUGCCGAUUGAUUAACGAAGAGCUUGCUUAUAACAGAACAGAGUUACAAAAUGUUUAUCAAGGUCAGGUGAAUUUGUUAACGGAUGAACAACGUGCAGUAUAUGAAGAAAUUAUGAACGCAGUUCAUGGAGACAAUGGAGGAGUAUUUUUUGUUUACGGUUAUGGCGGGACCGGUAAAACGUUUUUAUGGAAAACAUUAUCUGCUGCAAUUAGGUCAAAAGGUCAGAUUGUAUUAAACGUUGCAUCUAGCGGAAUUGCAUCAUUGCUGUUGGAGGGAGGAAGAACGGCUCAUUCUAGGUUUCAUAUACCUUUGAAUCUUAAUGAGGAUUCCGUUUGUCAUAUAAAACCAGACGAUGAUGUAGCUAAAUUACUACAGCAGACCAAACUCAUUAUAUGGGAUGAAGCUCCUAUGGUUCAUAAACAUGCAUUUGAGGCUUUGGAUAGAACUAUGCAUGACAUUUUCAAUAUAUCUAAUUCAUCCAGGUCUGAUGUUUUAUUUGGAGGGAAGGUGAUUGUAUUUGGUGGUGAUUUUAGGCAAAUACUACCUGUUGUUCCAAACGGUGGACGUCAAGAAAUUGUGAAUGCCUCAUUAUGUUCUUCUUAUCUGUGGAGUAAGUGUAAGUUGUUGACGUUAUCUAGAAACAUGAGGUUAACUGUUGGAAGACCAUCAUCUGAAGUUGAAGAGAUUAGUAAUUUUGCAAAAUGGUUGUUGGACGUUGGCGAGGGAAAUGUUGGUGGUUCCAAUGAUGGAGAAGCAAUAAUUGAAUUUAGUACAAGAGCUAUACUUGCGCCUAAGAAUGAGGUUGUUCACGAGAUUAACGACAGAUUGUUGGCAGUUUUCCCUGGUGAAGAAAAAGAGUAUCUUAGUUCUGACAGUCUAUGCCCUACUGAAGAUGGCAAUGUUGAUCAGCAAAAUAUAUAUUCUCCUGACGUGCUCAAUGGUCUCAAAGUGUCUGGUUUACCAAAUCAUAGGUUAGUGCUUAAAGUUGGGGUUCCAGUAAUGUUGUUGCGAAAUAUUGACCAACGAAAUGGUUUGUGUAACGGUACAAGGUUAAAGGUCACAAAACUUUACAGCCGUGUUAUUGAAGCUGAGAUAAUUUCUGGUGGUAAUAUUGGUUCUCGGACAUUCAUACCUAGAAUCAAUUUGGUACCUUCGGACCGAAAGAUUCCUUUUGCAUUUCAAAGGAGGCAAUUUCCAAUAACUGUAUGUUUUGCAAUGACGAUUAACAAAAGCCAGGGACAGUCGCUAUCUAAGGUUGGGUUGUACCUAAGACAACCAGUUUUCACACAUGGUCAAUUGUACGUAGCUUUAUCCAGGGUUACAAGACGAGAUGGAAUCAAGUUACUAAUACUUGACAAUGAUGGCAGGCCUACAAAUAAAACAACCAAUGUCGUAUAUAAAGAGAUAUUCAAUGGAUUGUGA